Molecule: messenger RNA, 3855 nt
Organism: Trachymyrmex cornetzi
Lineage: Eukaryota; Metazoa; Arthropoda; Insecta; Hymenoptera; Formicidae
Gene: RpI135
Product: RNA polymerase I subunit Rpl135
Exons: 16
Coding region: 273-3635 (1120 amino acids)
Biological process (GO): DNA-templated transcription
Cellular component (GO): nucleus
Molecular function (GO): DNA binding; DNA-directed RNA polymerase activity; ribonucleoside binding
Source: RefSeq, a predicted model, not a curated record
GAAGGGGCUCGUUACCAUCUUCAUUUUGAUUAUAUUAUUCUUUUGUUCUUUUCGCUCGGUUCGAGGUUGCCAGUGCAUUGUAUUCUAUUAUAUAGUUUGGAAAUUUUUGUGGAAGGUUGGAGGGGUAUUGGAUAAGACUGGCCACGUGAAUCCAACCACAUUGGAACCUGGGUCAUUUAAAUAUAGAAGAAGAAGAAAGUUACAUUUGUAAAUAAAAGCAUAGUAUUUUUGGAAGAAACCGUAAUCUGUAGUUCGUAACGAGUUUGUUAAACAUGUCGAUUGGACCGAAAUUGACGAACACAUCGCCGAAUUUCGGCAUACCGCCCGACAAACAGAAUGAGCUAUUGCAAUCUCUAGGUGUGCCUCACAUUGAUUCCUUUAAUUAUAUGCUGGAGGAUGGCCUUUUUUACAGUUUAAAAGAUUGUACACCAGUAUAUUUAACUCUUACUAAUGGUGACAAGGUAGUUCUUUGGAUGGAUGAUGUACAUAUUUAUAAGCCCACUAUUCCUUCUAGUACAAUUGGUGUGAAAACAUGUAAAAUAUAUCCGACAGAAUGUCGACAAAGAGGUUCUACUUACAAGGGUAAAAUAAUAGCAAGACUCGGGUGGUCUGUUAAUGGUAAAGAGCAAGAACUUCUUGAAAAGGAUUUAGGAGAAGUUCCAAUCAUGGUCAAGUCUAAUCGAUGUAACUUGAACAAUAUGAACCCUGAAGAAUUAAUCGCUCAUGGUGAACAUGAACAAGAAUGGGGUGGAUACUUCAUAAUCAGAGGUUUAGAGCGCCUUAUACGUAUGUUAAUAAUGACGAGACGAAACUAUCCCAUUGCUGUCAAAAGACCAACUUGGAAAGGUCGUGGUGACCAUUUCAGUGAGUUGGGUAUUCUUCUGCGAAGUGUUCGAGAGGACAACUCUUCUAUUAACAAUACACUGCACUUUGUGACAGAUGGUUCUGCAAAACUUGCAUUUACAUACAAGAAAGUUACAUAUUUUGUGCCAUUAAUACUGAUAUUAAAAUGUUUGAUAGACGUAACUGAUUUAUAUAUUUACAAAGCAUUAAUCGCUGGAUGCGAAGAUGAUCUUUAUUACAAAAAUAAUAUCAUAAAUAUGUUACGUGCGGUGCAUGAAGAAGGUCUACACUGGCAUGAACAAUGUAAAGCUUAUAUAGGAAAGAUGUUUAAAGUCAAAUGCUCCGAAUUGUCUACAGAUGCAACUAAUAUAGAUGUUUGUGAUUACAUCAUUAAAUAUUGUAUCUCUAUUCAUCUUGAGGAACCUACCGAUAAGUUCCAUUUACUUGUUUUUAUGACUAAAAAACUAUUUACUUUUGCGAAUAAUAAAUGCGCCAUUGAAAGUGCGGACGCUGUGAUGAUGCAAGAGUGUUUAUUAGGUGGACACUUGUAUCUCCAAGUUCUUAAAGAGAAAUUAUAUUCGUGGCUAGUAGGACUUAAACAUCAUAUUCUCAAACGUGACAAAAGUGCUGGUAAUAGAUACGCCUUAAGUGUGCAGGAAAUGUUGAACGUCACUAAAUUUCGAAGCAACAUUGACUCACAAAUGGAGUACUUUUUAUCUACUGGAAAUGUAAGAUCAUCUAGUGGCCUGGGGCUCAUGCAAACUACUGGUUUUACGAUUGUUGUGGAAAAUAUCAAUCGGAUGCGUUAUAUGAGUCAUUUUCGCGCGAUACAUAGAGGCGCAUUCUUCCAAGAAAUGAGGACUACUGAAGCUAGACAAUUGUUACCUGAUGCAUGGGGAUUUAUUUGUCCGAUUCAUACACCGGAUGGUGCUCCAUGUGGAUUACUCAAUCACUUGACAAUGAAUUGUAUCAUCACAAAACAUGCAAACCCAAAACUGAAAGCCGCGAUACCUGCAGUAUUAGUAGAUCAUGGAAUGAUUCCAUUAUCUAUCGCGGAUGAUUGGAAAAAUUCGUAUAAUGUAAUGUUAGAUGGAAAAUUGAUUGGAUUGAUUGAGGACAAAAUUAUUAAUAAAAUAGUAUAUAAGCUGAGAUUGCUUAAAAUAAAGGGUCGAGAAAUACCGUCAACAUUGGAGAUUGCAUUUGUGCCAAAGAAAAAUGUUUCAGCUCAGUAUCCGGGGUUAUUCUUAUUUACUAAUGCUGCUAGAAUGAUGAGACCAGUAAUAAAUUUAGCUAUGCAGAAGAUUGAACUUAUAGGAACGUUUGAACAAAUUUACAUGGAAAUUUGCGUGAACUCUCAAGAAGCAUAUGAAGGAUUAACAACUCAUCAAGAAAUAAGCCAAACAACAAUUUUCAGCAAUUUAGCUAAUCUCAUUCCUUUGCCGGAUUGUAACCAGAGUCCAAGAAAUAUGUAUCAGUGCCAGAUGGGUAAACAAACGAUGGCUACACCGUGCCAUAAUUGGCAACAGCAAUCACAAACGAAAAUGUACAGGCUGCAAACACCUGCCACACCACUCUUUAGGCCGGUACAUUACGAUAAUAUUAAUAUGGAUGAUUUUGCGAUGGGUACUAAUGCAAUAAUUGCCGUUAUCUCAUACACGGGAUAUGAUAUGGAAGAUGCUAUGGUCAUCAAUAAGUCUGCAUACGAACGUGGUUUCGGACAUGGAACAAUUUAUAAGUCCGAGUUUGUUGAUUUGAAUGAUAAAAAGAGUUAUUUCGCCCGUGACCCAGAGAGACCUGAUCUUGAGAAAACCAUAGAUAUUGACGGUUUACCUAGACCACGUAUUAUUAUUAAAGAAGGAGAUGCGUAUUAUUCUUAUUACGAUACCGAUAAUGCCCAGUAUGUAAUUGGAAGAUAUAGAAGCACAGAAAACGCUUACAUCGAUAAUGUAAAGCUAUGCGGUAUAUUAAAUAAUCAAGAUCCGCGAAGGGCGUGCAUUACAUUCCGUAUUCCUAGAAAUCCCACUGUUGGAGAUAAAUUUGCGUCAAGAGCGGGACAAAAAGGAAUCCUUUCGCGGCUAUAUCCUGUCGAGGAUUUACCGUUUUCGGAGACUGGAAUGGUCCCCGAUAUUAUAUUCAAUCCGCAUGGUUUCCCAAGUCGUAUGACAAUAGCUAUGAUGAUUGAAGUGAUGGCUGGAAAAUCGGCGGCUAUACAUGGGUUGGUACACGAUGCUACGCCCUUUAGGUUUGACGAGGAGAGUACAGCUGUGGACUACUUCGGGGAAUUAUUAGAACUUGGUGGUUAUAAUUAUUAUGGAACUGAAAGAAUGUAUUCGGGCAUUUAUGGAUGUGAGAUGAACGCUAGUAUCUUCUUUGGAAUUGUGCAUUACCAAAGAUUGCGACACAUGGUCUCUGACAAGUGGCAGGUGAGAAGUACCGGACCGAUUGACCUGCUAACAAGGCAACCUAUUAAAGGUCGUCGACGCGGUGGCGGUAUUCGAUUUGGAGAGAUGGAACGAGACGCUCUGAUUUCUCAUGGUUGCUCAUAUCUUCUUCAAGAUCGUCUCUUUCAUUGCUCUGAUAAAAUAACAACUUUAGCAUGUCAUAAGUGCGGCUCUUUACUUGGACCAGAAUUAAUAGUAACGAAUAGAAGUGAUGAUGACGAUAAAAGAUGUCGUCUAUGUGGUGAAGAAGAUACCGUAGACGAAAUCGAGAUACCAUAUAUCUUUAAAUUUCUUUUAAUACAACUAGCAUCCUGCAAUAUAAACAUUAAAUUGAAAUUUAGGCGGGUGUAAUGUACCGUGAGAACAUGCUUGUACGAAAUGUACGUGUAUAUAUCGCGUACACAGUUUUUCUCAACAGAAUAAAAUUUUAUUUUUUUCUUUUUCUAAAAUUCCAGAGAAAAAAUUCUAUUUAUAAGACUAAGAUAUACGACGAAGUUUAUUACACCGACGUUUUAUAUUUAUUUCGUAUUCAUGACGUAAAAUAUCUAUAUACACACAAUUCGAUGAAUAG